Messenger RNA from Solanum tuberosum (potato), 1070 nucleotides. RefSeq lists its product as uncharacterized. The coding region runs from base 148 to 873 and encodes 241 amino acids. NCBI's taxonomy places the organism in Eukaryota, Viridiplantae, Streptophyta, Magnoliopsida, Solanales, Solanaceae. The record is from RefSeq and is a predicted model, not a curated record. The transcript has 5 exons.
GUCGACGUGUCAUCCUCAAUUCCUGUGGCGUCAAUUUUUUAUCUUUUCCUUUUCUUCCAUUUUCCCCUUUCUUUUGCUUUACUUUUCUCAGAUUCCGAUCAUUUCCCUUUCACAUUCCUUCAAAAUUCACCUCUCGCCGGAAAAAAAAUGCCGGAAAUCGCCGCCGUCUGUUUAUCCGCCGUCUCUUCUAUUCCUCUCCUAAAAGACCCUCCCUGUUCGUCCGGUUCAUCAUGUUCAUCUUUCCGUAAGUUGACUCUUUUUCCGAGUCAAUCGCCGAUCCGUUCCGUCAAGUUCGUUGCGAAGGCGUCCGGCUCCGGCGGUUUCCUUAGCGAUGAUGCAUUCGGACCCUAUCCUUGGGAAUCGUCUGACUCCGGUGAUCCUUCUAUGCAGUGGGUACAGGAGGAGAAAAUCACACUGUUCACUGCUGAUGGACUCGUUCAACUUGGGGGAAACAUGGUUAAGCGACGGAUAUCUUCGUCUGAUAAGAAGCAGGGAAAAUUGAAAGUGUCUCCAAGACUUCAACGAUUUCGCGAGAGCAGUUACAUGGAUCCAAAUCAAAGCCUCUGUUUAGGUGCUCUCUUUGACAUUGCAGCAACUAAUGGCCUUGACAUGGGCAGGAAACUAUGCAUAAUUGGUUUUUGCCGUUCUAUAGAGAUGUUGAGCGACGUUGUGGAAGACACUGUUCUUGAGCAUGGUGGGGAGAUUGUCUCUGCGGAGAAAGCCAGCAAGGGCGAUAUGCAGGAAAAGCUAACUAUGACAGUUGCAGUACCGCUACUAUGGGGGGUUCCUCCUGCGUCUGAAAGGAUCCACCUUGCAGUUCGAAACGGUGGAGGCAUUGUAGAUAAAGUUUUCUGGCGAUGGGACUUCCUGUAGAUAAAUAUCUAAGCUCCAUAGCCUUUGUUUGUGCAUUUGUAAAUACUAUUGUCAUUCUUCUGUACAAAAUUGGAAUGUGUAACUUAAUCUAUGUACACUAGUUGUUAGUCCAUCCAUCAUUCUGAAUUGUAAAGUGGGCACCUCAAGAAUAACAAAUUACCUGUCAAUAAAAAGUUAAGUUGAAUUACUUUGGCUAU